This is a messenger RNA of Rotaria sp. Silwood1, 663 nucleotides long. NCBI's taxonomy places the organism in Eukaryota, Metazoa, Rotifera, Eurotatoria, Philodinida, Philodinidae. The record is from the annotation of a GenBank genome assembly.
AUGGUAACCAAACUUCAAGACUCCUCUGAUGCUGUAGAUCAAUAUAUUAGAGAACAUUCACUACGUUUAACAUCUGAACAAAAUGAAUUAAUUGAAUACACACAAUCACUACCAAGGGAUUUAUCAGAGAUGCUUGCUUCGAUUGAUGAAGCUCAAUUUUUUCAAGUCAUUAUUCAACUUAUGGGAUGUAAACGAUGCAUUGAAAUUGGAACAUUUACUGGCUAUACAACAUUAACAAUUGCAUUAACUCUUCCAUCAGAUGGUCAUAUAAUAACAUGCGAUAUUGAUGAUAAAUAUAUCCGGCAAGAUUUAUGGAAAAAAGCUGGUGUGAGUGAUAAAAUAACAUUAAAAAUUGGACCUGCUAUUGAAACAUUAAAAAAAUUACUUGAAGAGAAUGGUUAUGGAUCAUUUGAUUUUAUUUUUAUUGACGCUGAUAAAACAAAUUAUUUACAUUAUUAUCAAUUGGCUAUUGAAUUGGUUCGUUCAAAUGGUUUGAUUGCCAUUGAUAAUACACUUUGGUAUGGAAAAGUUGUUGAUCAAUCUGAUACAACUAAAGAAACAAUAGCUAUUCGCCAAAUAAAUGAUUUUAUAUGUAAUGAUCAACGUGUUGAUAUUAGUCUUUUACGUUUUGGCGAUGGAACAACAUUAUGCAGAAAAAAAUAG